This is a messenger RNA of Cuscuta epithymum, 948 nucleotides long. Lineage: Eukaryota; Viridiplantae; Streptophyta; Magnoliopsida; Solanales; Convolvulaceae. The record is from the annotation of a GenBank genome assembly.
CUUUACCUGACCCGUUAAAACUUUUCUCUGGGAUGCCACAUCAGCAGUCAGAUGCAGUAUGCAACAAAAGUCCAUCAAAUGUUGUUACCCACAUGGAUGGUGGCUGGACAGCGUUCGACAUGCCAAAUCACACAGCACAAAUUGGCUCUGGCUCUUUAGAAAAUUAUAGCCAUCAUUCAUCUCCCUUGAGUGGACUAUUCUUUCCGCAUCCCGACGUCCAAGGAGGAUAUCCAUCAAUGCCUGCCCCAUUACAUGGAGGCAUCCAAAAUAAUGAAGCGACCCUACAUGGAAGCUCUGAGCCAUGGAAAGCAUUUGGGAGUUCCAGUGAUUUCUUUGCAUUACCAAGGGAUCAAAUUAGUACUCAAGAGGUUUUAACCAGCCAUCUUCCUAUUACUGAUCAGUAUCUGGGGUUAAAAGGAUCAGAGAACUUUGCUGAUCAUGGAAUUUUAAGAACAGAAGUGGAAGUUGGCAACAAAACCAUAUGAACUUGCAAACAUCAAAUCUACCAAUCCAUUUGAUCUCCCCUAUGAACCUCACAUGCAAUUCAACAGUACGCCCGAUUUCUGGGACAUGAGCUCCUUACAAGCUGGAUUGCCAAAUGGAAAGAUGCAUACGCCCUUUGUUGGUGGCGAUGUAAGAGCGUCUUGGUUUUCACAGAAUUCAUUUUCAUUUUACGUUUCAGCUUUGGGAGAAGAUACCUCGGGAUUCAUUUCAGCACAACCUACAGGCAGCCAACCGAAUGAUUUGCCAACACAAGGGCCUAUUGCUCCUAUUGGCGGAAACCCCUUCGCAUGAAGAUACACACACACACACACUUUCUGCUCAUUAUCAUUUGCAUUUUGUUUAUUUAUUUUUUAUAUAUUGGUAUCAAUGAAUUGGGUUAGGCCACUUUUUUCCCUAACUAGUAUUGUAUUUAAAAAGAUGGGGAUGAUUUUGAGUUGUAAAAAA